Molecule: messenger RNA, 3259 nt
Organism: Meriones unguiculatus (Mongolian gerbil)
Lineage: Eukaryota; Metazoa; Chordata; Mammalia; Rodentia; Muridae
Gene: Niban3
Product: niban apoptosis regulator 3
Exons: 15
Coding region: 963-3023 (686 amino acids)
Source: RefSeq, a predicted model, not a curated record
UGUUGUCCUGUUCCCUACCAGUCCCGGGGAUCUAGUUGGGAAGGCUAGUGGGCUUGGCCUCGUAGGAGUCUGACAGGGGCGUCCUCAGGUAGGUCACACGAGGCAGGCAUGAGGUGGGAAUUGAAACCUCCCUGAGCCAACUUGGUAGGUAGGGCAGCAGGAUGGGGGCAGAACCACAAAUGUGAAGCUUCUUUAGUUGUCUGGUCCCCGAGGGCUCCUCAGCUAUGACGCUGAGGAAGUGGGAUGAGCUGGGGCAGAAGCUAGCUGAGGACAAAGGGAAGGAAGCUCUCUGCUGGGGACUUGUACAAGAGCAGGUGACCAGCCACCUGAAAAAGGGAAGUGUGGUGGGCGUGAGGACCCCAUGAGAGCAGCCUUUCAUGGAACAUGUUCCAUUUCCUGUGUCCCGUCUCAAGGGGGACCUUAUUGCCUCAUACUUCAAGGUAGCUGCUUAUACUGCAGCCAUCAUGCCUGAAUUCCAGCGUCUGGAAAAGGAAAAGGAAAUUGCCUAAGGGAACAUCUUCCUCUGGACAGAUGCUGAUGGGUGUGCAGGGGGAGAGGGGUUGUGUUCCCUGCACACUGAUAACCCAUGUUCCAGUGUUCGUUUGCUCAAUUAGUUAUCCAUUUCUUUUGUUUUCUGAGACAGGACUUCAUGUAGCCCAGGCUGGCCUUCAUUGCCUGAACUGUCUCUGUUUUCUGAGUGGUAGAAUGGCAGAGAUGUACCACCCCACCCUUGUGGGCCAGGACAUUGUUUUUUUCCCACACUCCCUUGGGGCUGUCCCUACUGCUCCCCACAGAAACCACCAGUCUUGGUCCUGCCUGUCCCCAGGGGGCAGGAGGACGCAGGUGCAGACAGGAGGGGUUGGAGGGUGGUGCAGAACGCAGUGCUCUCCUGGCACUUGGGCCACUUAGCUGCCACCCCGCACCCUGAGCAGAGGGACCCAGGAUAACUGCAUAGCGGCAGAAUGGGGGCACGGCCCUCCAGCCCCCUGAGCAAACGACAGCAGCAGCAGCUGAGGGGAGGCCUGCCUGCAUGGACACUGGGACUGAACUGGACUUACCUCAUGGGAGGAAGACGCCAAGGUCAAAUGGAUGGCCUGCUGAGGACCUUCUUGCCCUGUUACCGAAGGCAGCUGGCUGCAGCGGUGGUCAAGCACAUCGCUCAGGAGUUGGGACCCAAGGAGCCAGCCAGGUGUCAGCUGUCCCACACCAAAAAGCUGCCUCGAAUCCGGGAGCACCAAGGACCUUUGACCCUGCUGUGGGGCCACCCGCCACAGUGGCAACCCACUUUCUGUGUUCUGCGUGGAGAUGGAUGUCUGGAAUGGUUCAGCCACAAGGAGGAGUUUGAGGCUGGGGCCCGUCCUCUGGGCUCUGCAGUCCUGACUGGGUAUACGCUGCUCACUUCCCAGCGUGAUUACCUCUGCCUUUUGGAUGACCUCUGCCCCAACUCCUCCGGAGACCUCGUCCAGGAGGAAUCAUUGCAGCUACUAGAGGAGCCGGUGAGGUUCGUUCUCUUCCUUGUGCACCCCUUCCGGGCUCACCUCUGCUUCUGCGCGGGCACUCGGGGGGCGCAGCGCGCCUGGAGGCUCAGCUUGCAGGGUGCCAUCCGUCUGAGGGCCACCGUUCUGCAGCGCAGCAAGGCGCCCGCGGCCUGUGCCUUCUUGGACGCCGUGAGGCUCUACCGAGGACACCGAGGCUAUUCAGGCUAUUCCAGUGGUGACAGUGAGAUGCUGGGUUCCGAUGCGGAGGUGCUGAGCGCCGAGUUGAUGCGGCAACUGUUGCCCACGCUGCGUCCACAGACGCUCCGAAGUCUGCGAGGUGCGGGACGAAUCCGAGCCCGGGCCUGCUCAGAGUUCCUCGACGCUGUGCACACGGCCGUCCUGGCCUGGGCAUCCGCCGGGCUGCGAGCCUUCCAGCCAGAAAAGGACGCGCUGCUGGCCGCACUGGAAAGGACGGUGCGUGCGGACCUCGAGCAGAUCCUGCAGCAGCGAGCGCAGAGGGCGGGGAGAAUAGAAGCCGAGAUCCGGGACGCGCUGGAGGUGUGCCUGUGCCGUGCGGUGAACCCGCAGCUGCCCCAGCUCACCGUGGCCCUGCUGAGUCCUGUGGAAGCCAUGCUUGGAGCUGUUCAGACCCUCCUCAUCCGGGGGAUGGACCGGCUGUUUAGCCACCUGCGCAAGAAUCCUUCUGGGCCUGGGCUGCGCAGGGAGGUUUAUGAAUUUGGGGAGAUACCAUGGGACCCAGAGCUAAUGCAGGCCUGCUACCGGGAGGCAGAGAGGAGCCGCAGCCACCUAACCCAGCUAGCAGAACCCUUUGGCUUUCUGAGGGUGCGGAGUCUGGUGUUUGGAGCACAGGACCUUGUACAGCAGCUCAUGGCAUCCGCAGUCACCACCUUCCUCCAACUGGCUGACAAGUGUCUGACAUCGGCUCUGGACUGCAGCCAAGCAGUUGAGCAGCUGGAGAAAGUCAGGGGCCUUGUGCUGAAGAAGUUUACCUCGGACAGUGAGACUGCGCGGUGGAGCUUCACCCGGGACUGGCUGCUGGGAAUCAUCUGGCCUUUCGUGUGGAGCCAGCUCAGGGUGAGCUGUAACCUGGAGCAGUCCGAGGUGGAUGGGGACAUUCUGGCCGUGGGCAGCCAGGUUCUGACCACUGAGGGUGUCUGCAGGGAUGUCAUCCAGGGUCUCUUGUUGCAGAGGAUUGACCGAGGUGUCAGAUACCCUGGAUCUGGAGUCACAGACAGUUGUGAGCUGUGUGAGCUGCCAUGUGGAUUCUGGGAACUGAACCUGAGUCAACCAGAAGAGCAGCCAGUGCUCUUCAUCCCUGAGCUAUUUUCUUCCAAGAAUGGAAGUUUUAAAUGGCUCCGAACUAAAUCCAGAAAUGGGGAACUGGAUGAGCUUCUGACCCUAGAGCUUUUUUUUUUUUUUAAACAAAAUGAAAUAAAGUUUUUAUUUGACUUUUCUAAAUCUGUUUCAACAUUCACAAUAGGAUACAAAUUAAAUUCAAAGUCAUAUGAAAAUGUUUAUCCAUAAAUUACAUGAUGCUAAAAGAAAGAAAACAGUAGAGCGCAGACUGGCAGUACAGAUCAUAAAUAAAAAACAUCAGACCCUAGAGCUUAUACGAAUUCCACCUGCAAUUGAUUUGUGAUGUCUGCAUAGAGCAGCAGUAUUGGGUGGGCUUGCUAAUCUCUUGGCUAGGUGGAAUGCAGGCAUCAUUAGCAAUGUCUGCCCUUGGUGAAGCCUGGACUGAAGUUUCUGAGAGCCAAAAG